AUGUCAAAUGUUAAUGCUUGCACUUCAUGUGGUUCGAAAGAAAUUUCUCUCGUAGAUGGUUUCUUUUACUGUGAUAUUUGUGGCGAACAGAUUCAGACCCGCCGAGAGAUAGAAGCCGAUGAGGAUGUUGCUUAUUCUUUCAAUUUCGGGAAACUACCUGCUCUUAAGAAGAAAACUCCUCAUAAAAAAAAAACAGAACGGAGUACAGAGAAUCGUAGGGGCUUAGACAUCUCGGACACUGAAAAAUCUUAUUUGGCAUCAGUUGUCGGAAAGGACAGUCCGACUGUUUUAGAAAGAACUGGUUCUCGGCUUGCCACUUUCAGCAUGCUGGUCGGGCGGUACUGCAGUAUCUUGAUACGUGAUUUUGGAGUGCCGCCAGUUGUCACGAAGCAUGCUUUAUACCUACUUCAAACGUACUUGAAGAAGUUUCAUAUCGCUUUCUGCGAUGAGGAGAUCAACGAUGGUCAGUCAUAUAAGAGGCUAAUAAAAAAUAAAGCCUAUCGGAAACAAGUAUUAGAGGCAAAAAAAAGAAAACUGGAUAAAGCAGAGAUGGAAAUGUCGAAAGGCACCAAUAUUCUUUCUCAUCUAACGGGCGACAUGAAUGAUGAGGGUGGUGCGACGGAAGCUGUAAGUGCAGUUGAGUUGCUAGAAACUAAGUUGAACUCUUUAUCUGUUUCACAACUUGCAGUUUUUCAAGAAAACGGGUUUUUAUGCAUUUUUUUGAAUUUUGCAGCUGUUGAAAGUGCUAACAUAGAGAGGAAAAUAUUGCUUGUUGAUUUUACGUGGCCGACCCCGGUUCCUUUACGAAGUUUGUGCAAGAUCUUGAAAAUUCCUACGGACGGUGGGAAUGGGCAGAUAAAUUACGACGAAAUCAAAAUGUCUGCAUUACCAUUGUCGGAUGAAAUUCUUAUAACGAUGUUGUAUAUUUCCUGCUUAUGUGCUGGAUGCACUUGGAUGUUACCAUCUGAUUUAUCACGGUGGUUUAGGGAAGGAAGAUUACCGAUGAGCCAUCUUCAAAGACUAGCAUUACUUCCCGAAAAUAGGGACAAUAAACGUCAACAGAAUUACACGAUUACUUUCCUCACAGCUGCUGUUUCAAUUUCACCACUGUAUCGGCAAAUCCACACUAUUUUUGCAUUGUCUCAGAUGACACAGGUGCCAGAUCAGCCGAUCCAAAUGAAUUUUGAACAGAUAAUUUUGCGGCUGUGUUUCAACCUCAAUCUUCCUAAUGAAUUUAUGGAGCGCGUAAGAGUGUUAUGCGAAAAGUGCCCUCCCUCAGUCUCAUUCAGCGAAAAAUUCUCAAGACAGUAUGGUGUAUUUGACUGUGAGAAAUUUUUGGACGCUUCAUUUAGUUUGUCACGAAGGCAGGUUAUAUUUGGGUUCGAAUGGAAUCGUUGUCCCGAUUUGAAAAAGGGCAUGCAAAAGAGCUAUUUUAGGGAUUUGGAAGAACCUUUAUUUCCAUCCUUGGAGGUUAAAGCGAUGGCCAUCAUUUUAUUUGCACUAAAACUUAUGUUCGGAUUGGAUGACGAUCGAGAGUACAAUAUGAGAGCCGCAGUUCGACUUUAUCAGUAUUUUGAGAUUUUUAAUUCAUCUGGAAAGAAUGUUUUUGAAUUUUCUACGUGGCUGCACCAGCUAACGAUGCGUAUGAAAGUUUGGGGUGGUCGAGGCCUUUUAGAAGUUAUUGGAAAGAGAUACAGACCUUUUGGAGAUGAAGAUGAUUUCGAAACAGGUGUUCCACAGUCAGCUAAAUGUUUUGAUUUCCCUCAUGAAAUUUUAAGAAAGCCAACGAGUGAACAACGUGAAUUAUUCGCAUUUAAGGGGUGUAUUCCCAAUCGUGAUAUCAAGCAAGAAAAAGAGUACUCUUUUUAUAAAAUUUUUGCUGACGAUUUGGAACCUAAACCUUCAAGAUUUCUGGACUUGGAAGCUUUAAUUGUGCCGUUAAGGUUUCAAGCGACUAGGAACUUGGAAUGGUAUGAGGAGUUCUGUGAAGGCAGUUGUCCAAAUGAGGAUGAUGUUGACAGGUACAAUGCUGAAGUUUACUUCAAGUCAUUUGAAAACUGUGAAAUGAAUUUUGGAGAAAUGAAGUUGGCUGCUACAGAUGCUGAACGAAAACAGUGCGUCUCAAAUGAGAAAGGAUCUGAUUCAGAGGAAGAAAUAAAUGAAUGGCGUAAUCUAUUUCCAUCGUCCACUUGCUAUGUUUGUUAUCCCCGUCCGACUUAUUCCACCAAUCUUUGUCGUAUUAGCACAGAAGAGCCGAAUGUCAUAGAACCAUGCAUUUAUUUAAGCGCGUCAAAGAAUAUCCUGAAUAACGCACAGUCGAGUUUCAGUGAGACAUUUGAAUGCCUUCUUCAGACAUUUGCUAGUAUUAUAGGAGAAGAGAAAAGUGUAUUAUAUGCCUUCUACCUCAUGUUGGAGAUGCAGUUCUUAGAUCCAGAAACGCUUGAAGAACUUGACGUCCGCGUCAGAGAAAGUGAGAGCGUCACACUCCUCAGUGUUAACUCUUCGCCUUCCAGAGGGGUUGUCAAUCGCUUAUUGAGAUUAAAAAGCUAUAACAAAGACUGCGCUGAAGUUGAUUCACGUGAAACCUCCAAAACUCAUACAAGUGUUUCCUUCCCGCGGCUCUCUGUAUCUGGGUUUGGCAAAAGGAAAAGGGAUUCUGCCACUAGCCGAUACAGAAAGUCGGUUGUUAACGAAAAUUCUUCAAAAAGAUGGCAUCUCCGUUCGCACACCAGACGUUUGGACGGUCUUCAUGAUGAAGCAAGUGCAGAAAAAUCUUCUAAUCAAGAAGUUAUAUCGAUGGACGAAGAACUGCAGAAUUCUUUUGCAGAUUUUGAUACUUCUGACACAGAUUCCUGGUCGCCUAGAAUAGCGAAUCCUAGGAAAAAAAUACCGAAUCCCACGAAGACAAUACCAAAUCUCAGGAAGAAAAUACCGAAAAAACAGAUAGGAGCCAGCUCUACUGCUGCUGAAGUAUUGGAAUCUAUGGGCAAAGAACAUCUGGAAAAUGUGCAACACUGUCUGGCCCAAACUUUUAUAAAGAAUCUGCCCCAAACUUCAGUCGUUUUGCAAGUCGUAAAUCGCCAACGCUGUCUCGUGUCCUUCGACUUGUUAUGCACUGAUUCCCCAGCUGACUUCUUCCGUGAAGCAUUUCGGCAUCCACUCGAAAAGUUGGCGAACAGACUGCACAAAAGCGGUUUUCCAGAAAGCGGCGAGUUUCCUCAAAGGAAGUUCUCAAAACAAAUAUCUCUUGCGAAGAAAUAUUUGGCAUUCAGCGGCGACUGUGGAAGAGACGAAAUGAGGCAAGCAAAAACACGUAUGCGCGCGGGAGUUCUACGAAAUCUUCAAAAUCUUUCUACAUGCUUUCAAAAAAAAAAAGCGUCAUGGUCUAAGUGA
Messenger RNA from Enterobius vermicularis (human pinworm), 3393 nucleotides. The record is from the annotation of a GenBank genome assembly. Lineage: Eukaryota; Metazoa; Nematoda; Chromadorea; Rhabditida; Oxyuridae.